Molecule: messenger RNA, 1982 nt
Organism: Hippopotamus amphibius kiboko
Lineage: Eukaryota; Metazoa; Chordata; Mammalia; Artiodactyla; Hippopotamidae
Product: peroxisomal succinyl-coenzyme A thioesterase-like
Exons: 3
Coding region: 319-1569 (416 amino acids)
Biological process (GO): acyl-CoA metabolic process; fatty acid metabolic process
Cellular component (GO): peroxisome
Molecular function (GO): fatty acyl-CoA hydrolase activity
Source: RefSeq, a predicted model, not a curated record
AUAUCCAACAAGUUUCACUCUAACAAGUGAGGGAGGUCCGAGGCAGAGAAGAGAUGUGUGCAGGACAUCCUGGUGCGCCCCGCCCUGGGCCGAGAGAACGACCUGGUGCUUCUACCUCAGACCAGUCUGGGGCGCGGUAUCCACGGACCUCAAGCCCCAGGCCGCCUCCUAAGACCGAUCAGCCACGGACCUCUCUGAGCGCCAGGCGACGCCCGACCUGGUCUGGCUUCCCGGCGUGCUCCACCCGGCCUGGGGCAGAACACCGGAAGCGGCCUGCGCUUUCACGCUCAGGGUCGGGACCACGGCUCUGCGCGCGGGAUGGCGGUGACAGUGACGCUGGAGCCGGCGGGCCGCUGCCGCUGGGACGAGCCGGUGCGCAUCGUCGUGCGCGGCCUGGCCCCCGGGCAGCCGGUCACGCUGCGCGCGUCCCUGCGCGACGAGAAGGGCGCGCGCUUCCGAGCCCACGCGCGCUACUGCGCCGACGCCCACGGCCAGCUGGACCUGGAGCGCGCGCCCGCGCUGGGCGGCAGCUUCGCGGGGCUCGAGCCCAUGGGGCUCAUCUGGGCUCUGGAGCCCGAGAAGCCUUUUUGGCGAUUUCUGAAGCGGGACGUGCAGACGCCCUUCGCGGUGGAGCUGGAGGUGCUCGAAGGGCACGAGCCUGAGGCCCGCCGACUCCUGGGCCGGACGGUGCACGAGCGCGACUUCCUGCCGCCGGGGGUGCGGCGCGAGCCGGUGCGCGCGGGCCGGGUGCGCGCCACGCUCUUCCUGCCGCCAGGACCUGGACCUUUCCCAGGGAUCAUUGACAUCUUCGGUGUUGGAGGAGGCCUGUUGGAAUACCGGGCCAGCCUUCUGGCUGGCCAUGGCUUUGCCACAUUGGCUCUAGCUUAUUAUGACUUUGAAGAUCUCCCCAAGAAAUUCGACACCAUACACCUGGACUACUUUGAAGAAGCCCUGUGCUACAUGCUUCAACACACCCAGGUAAAGGGCCCUGGCAUUGGACUUCUGGGGAUUUCUUUAGGGGCUGAUAUUUGUCUCUCCAUGGCCUCAUUUUUGAAGAACAUCUCAGCUACAGUUUCCAUCAAUGGAUCUGGCUUCAGUGUAAACAAAGCCAUAUGCUACAAGGAGAACAGCAUUCCACCACUGGGCCAUGACCUGAGGAGAACGAAGGUAGCUUUUUCAGGCCUCCUGGACAUUGUGGAUAUAAGGAACGAUAUCGUAGGGGGACGUGAGAACCCCUGCAUGAUUCCAAUAGAGAAGGCCCAGGGGCCCAUCCUCUUCAUUGUUGGUCAGGAUGACCAUAACUGGAGGAGUGAGUUCUAUGCCCAGACAGCCUCUGAACGGUUGCAGGCCUAUGGAAAGGAAAAACCGCAGAUCAUCUGUUACCCUGGGACUGGGCACUACAUUGAGCCUCCUUACUUCCCCAUGUGCCCAGCUUCCCUGCACAAAUUAUUGGACAAACCUGUGAUGUGGGGUGGGGAGCCCAGGGCUCACUGUAAGGCCCAGGUCGAUGCUUGGAAGCAAGUUCUAAUGUUCUUCACCAAACACCUUGGAGCUUCCCCCAAACUGUAAUGCAUUGGUCUGUUAUUGACAGGAGAGAUUCAAGGUCAGAUUUUAGUGUUUAAUAAUCUUAUGUGAAUCCGUUGUCCCCUGAAUAACAUUAAAUUCAUGUCAUUGAUAUUAAUGAUUUUUUGUGUGUGUGUGGCACACGGGCUUAGUUGCUCCGUGGCAUGUGGGAUCUUCUUGGAGCAGGGAUCGAACCCAUGUCCCCUGCAUGGGCAGGCAGAUUCUUAACCACUGCGCCACCUAGGAAGCCCUAAUGAUGUAUUUUAGGUAACUUUAUUGAGUUUUAUUUUGUCAUUAAUUUUUCUAAUGUCAAACAUGCCUAUUGUAGAAGACUCAAUUAGAGGUAUACAAUACUAGAUAGUAAAAAGUAUCCCCACUAUUAAAAUUUGUGUUUUCAUCUAGAUUUUUUUAUUUAACAC